AGAAUGCAAUGCUCCUCAACUCACUGCAUCACAGGCCUCUCAUCUUCUUCUUCUUCUUCUUCCCUGAGACCAUGGGGAAGUGUGCUGUGGCUACCUUGCUACUGUUCGUAGACCUCGCCACACUGGUCCUUCCUUCACUUGCCGCUGGCUGCUCCUACUGCACAUCCCCACCACCACCGCCACCGGCUUACACUCCAACCCCGUCACCACCACCUCCAAGCCGGUUGAAGCCUAGCCCUCCGCCGCCUACGUACACCACCCCGAGCCCCCCUCCUCCAACACCGGCACCACCACCACCAACGUACACCACUCCUAGCCCUCCACCACCUAUCCUGCCACCGCUACCAAAGCCUUCCCCUCCACCACCACCAACGUACACCACUCCUAGCCCUCCGCCACCAAUCCUGCCACCGCUACCAAAGCCUUCCCCUCCGCCACCGCCAACGUACACCACUCCUAGCCCUCCACCACCACUACCGAAGCCUUCACCUCCGCCGCCACCAACGUAUACUACUCCAAGCCCUUCACCACCACCACCACCAACGUACACAGCUCCAAGCCCUCCACCACCAGCAUACGUAACGCCGUCGCCACCAACCCGGACUCCAUACCCUCCAUCACCGACGACUCCGACAUGCCCCAUCGACACCGCUAAGCUCGACUCGUGCGUGGACCUACUCGGGGGGCUGGUGCACAUCAUCAUCGGCGAGGGCGUGAGUUACCAGUGCUGCCCGGUGCUGGAGGGGCUCUCCGACCUCGACGCCGCCCUGUGUCUGUGCGCCACCAUCAAGGCCCAGGCCUUGAACAUACAGAUCCUUCUUUCCCCUGCACUCGAGGUUCUUGCGGACUGCGGCAAGGAAGUGCCAUCCGACUUCGAGUGUCCUGAUGAGUGAUCAAAGACUGUGUCAUCGUGUCUUCACCCAAUUAGUCUUCAUGUUUGUGCCUGCAUGGUUUUCGGGUGCUGUAUUUGACGGUCGUACGUUCCCCUCUGUCAUUGAAAGCAAUAUAAUGGUCCCGUUGGCCUACUCCAAUAAAAGUCAAGUCUUCUUAUUUGUCUUCAA
This is a messenger RNA of Musa acuminata subsp. malaccensis (wild Malaysian banana), 1061 nucleotides long. NCBI's taxonomy places the organism in Eukaryota, Viridiplantae, Streptophyta, Magnoliopsida, Zingiberales, Musaceae. The record is from RefSeq and is a predicted model, not a curated record.